UACAGGAUGCACUGCAAAUGUAAUGAUCCUGGAUAACCGCUCCUGACAGGAAGCAGAGCAACUACCAGGCUGAAUGCCACUCACUGAGGAACAACAGGAAUAAGUCUGUACCUGUUAGCUAGAGGAAUCUACCCCUGUAUUGGGUUACUGAGAGAACAGCGGGACAGAUCCAACAGCAGCUACUGAGAGAACAGGAGUACAGAGUUCCAACACUGAGAGAACAGAAGUACAGAGCUCCAGCACUGAGAGAACAGGAGUACAGAGCUCCAACACUGAGAGAACAGGAGUUCAGAGCUCCAACACUGAGAGAAUAGGAGUACAGAGCUCCAACACUGAGAGAACAGGAGUACAGAGCUCCAACACUGGGAACAGGAGUACAGAGAUCCAACACUGAGAGAACAGGAGUACAGAGAUCCAACACUGGGAACAGGAGUACAGAGCUCCAACACUAAGAGAACAGGGGUACAGAGCUCCAACACUAACAGAACAGGAGUACAGAGCUUCAACAUUGACAGAACAGGAGUUCAGAGCUCCAACACUGAGAUACAGCAGCAGGACAGAGCUUCAACACUGAAAUAGAACAGGACAGAGCUCCAACACUGAAAGAACAGCAGGAUGGAGCUCCAACAGUGAGUUACUGAGACACGGCAGCAAAAGCCCGAAAACUUGGCUUUUGAGAGGGAACGAGGAAGCAGCGCCUGGAAAAUCCGAAGGCACCGCCAGGCAAUAUCCGAAUGUUUCCCGUCGGCUCUCGGCAACAGACAGUGAAGGGAAUCUGAAAGCAGCGGCCGGAGAUGGAGAAUCAUGCCUCAUCCGAAAGUUCAGAGCCGCAAGCAGAUAACGCGGGCGAGGCGGCGGAGAGGGCGGACACGGCGGGCGGCGGGAGCGGGCCGUGCGAGCUGGAGUGCGACAUCUGCUUCAGCGGCUUCGACAACGUGUUCAAGCUGCCGAAGCUGCUCGGGUGCGGUCACACCUUCUGCCUGGAGUGCCUGGCGCGGAUCAACAUCAGCUCGGAGACGGUGAGCGCGGUCAGCUGCCCGGUUUGCCGGCGCCUCACGCCGCUGCCCCCGGGCAAGGGUCUGCCGGCUUUGGACAACAACCGCGAGGUGCUGCGCCGCCUGCCCUCCGGGAUGCGCAGCGUGCCGUCCAUCCGCUUCAGCCGCGACAAGGGCAGACUCUACACCACCGGCACGGAGCCCGGCUCCUUCCUCAAGCCGAUGCAGCUCAGCAGCGUCAGCCUGAGCCUGGACGUCGGCCAGCCCGCACGCCGCAGCUCGGACUCCCGGCCCCGGCACCUCGCCUGGCUGCCCAUCCGCUCCAGCGGCUGCUACUACGUGGCGGUCGGCUUCGUGCUCAUCUUCACCGCGGCCCUGGUGCUGUCCGGGAUCUUCCUCUUCGUCGUCAUGCCCACCCGCGCCGCCGCCGGCGGGGGAGGAGAGGGAGGAGGGGGCCCCGACGGCAGGAACGUGACCAACCUAAGCCCCUAGGGUGACGGUCACUCCCUCCUCCCCCCUCCCCCUCCCCCCCUCCAUCUCCA
Messenger RNA from Rhincodon typus (whale shark), 1537 nucleotides. RefSeq names its product RING finger protein 225-like. The transcript has 2 exons. Gene Ontology annotation, biological process: protein ubiquitination. The record is from RefSeq and is a predicted model, not a curated record. NCBI's taxonomy places the organism in Eukaryota, Metazoa, Chordata, Chondrichthyes, Orectolobiformes, Rhincodontidae. The coding region runs from base 795 to 1487 and encodes 230 amino acids. Gene Ontology annotation, molecular function: ubiquitin protein ligase activity.